AUGAAUAGACAAUAUGUGUUGCCAAAGUAUCAGGAAAUAUUGUUGGACUAUAUGGAGAAAGUGAGGAAGACUAUUCCCAAACAGUAUCCUUCCUUCAAAGACUUUUUGAACAAAAUGAUUGAUCUUGUGAAAUGUGAACGUCUGCCGAAAUUGGGUAAGCACAAUGUGGUUUUCAGAUUGACGAUCAAUAUGAGAUAACCAAAACUCACUUAAUUGGCCUUGUCCACCUUAUUUAGAUUGGUUUCAAAUGGUUUUAUCGAUGGCAGAAUAGAGGACACUUCACAAGAAUUCUAUACUGAUGAAUUUUCAGAACUCUUCAAUGAUUCCAGUUAUAACAAAGGCGAAAAAAGAACAAUCAUGGAUGUCCUAAUCAAUUCAGUAACAUCCUGUCUAUUUGAUAAGGAUGAGAUCAUAAUCCAAGGUCUAAAGUUGUUGGUUGCAUUCGUUCUGAAUCCCUAUUGCUAUGUAACAUCACAAAACCUCACCCGAAUUGUGAGGACGAUAAUCUUCUCAUACACUCGUUCUAGAACACAGAACGUCGAUAGAAAUACCAAGAAUAUGCUCUAUCAGAUUAUCAAUUACACAUUCUAAGCUGUGGAAGGAGAAGUUUUCACAAUUUAAAGAAACAAACGUAGAAUGUCUAUCAAAGAAGAUUCAGUCUAAAAAUUAACCCAAUUGGUCAUGCUCCAACUGGUCGAUAUGGUAUGUUUGAAUAAGACUUCAUUGGAUUUCUCUCCUCAAUCCAACAUCUUAAACGAAAAAAAACAACCUGCAGGCUACUUUGGUUAUUGUGUGAUGUGUAGAAAAUCUGCCAAUCUCUAUUGCAAAGAUCAUAGAGUGCCUAUUUGCUCUUUCAUUUGCAAGCGUCAACACCAAGAAUAUGUAGAACAAGCUUAAAGUACUUACAGUGGAGCUGUGAAGUAAUUCGAAGAAAACCUUGAUUGUGCAUUACAAUUGUAUGAUAGCUUAUGCAAUCUAUUACUUAACAAAACAACCUUAGAAUAAGCUAAAAACUAACAGAUCAUUCUUGAGUGUCUCUUGUAUAUUCUUGAAACUCCUGACUUUGUCUUGAGUAAAAAUGAAAAGUUCAUCAAAACAACCAAAGAAAGAUUGUGCAAUCAACUAUUAAAGUAUUGUUUAGAAACCGAGAAAACCUUGUAUCAGUUUAGUUUCAGGAUAUUUUAACGAUUAGUCAACAUCAUGAGAAAAAGCAUUAAAUACGAAAUGGCCAUCUUCAUCAAUUAAAUCUAUUUAAACAUACUUUUAAGUGCUAAUUCAAAUGUAUUACACAAGCAAACUGCACUUGAGAGUUUAUGCAGUAUUUUGGAAAGACCAAAGACUGGAUUGGAAUUUUAUAUCAAUUACGACUGUCAUACCAAGCAUGAGUGUUUGAUGUCCAAAAUCAUUAAUACCUUCUAUGAGAUUAUCGUGAUCUCCAUAUAUCAAAAAGCAGAAUACCAAAUUCAAACUCAAUAAGAAAUUCUUUUAAAACACUUGGCCAUCAAGGCUCUAUCCUAUGUUAUGGAUGGUUUAAAUAAAGUGUUUGACAAAUUUAUCAUCACUCCCUCUGAAGAAAUUGGAUCGCCGUCAAUGGAAGAUCAAAAUGCCAAUCUCAACGACAAUACGACUGUGAUGUACAUCAAUCCAAUCGAAAUACAGAGAUAACUGAAAUAGGAAAUCAUGAAAGGAUGUUAGCUCUUCAAGAAGAACCCUGAUAAAGGAAUCAAAUACCUCCUAGAUGCCUAGAUCAUUUAGAAUGAUGCAAAAGAAAUCGCUAAGUUCUUCAGAGAAAAUUAGCAACAAGUAAGCAAAGAUGCCAUCGGAGCCUUCCUAGGAGGACAUCAACAAUUAAACAUCAAAGUCUUAAGUGAAUUCACUGAUCUCUUGAAAUUCAAGGACCUCACCGUUGAAUAAGCCUUAAGGUAUUACCUAGACUAAUUUACACUACCAGGAGAAGCCAUGUAAGUAGAUAGAGUAGUCUAAAAAUUCUCAGAUAGAUAUUACAAAGAAAACCCAAAUUCAGCCUUCAAAUCCAGUGGCAGCAUUUACACCUACUGUUAUCUAUUGGUCAUGUUACAAACUGAUUUGCAUAAUCCCUCAGUUGCAGAAAAGAUGAAGUUGAGUGAUUUUCAAAAAUUGGCAAGAUCUAUCAACGACGGCGAUGAUCUACCAUAGGAUUACUUGACUCAAACUUACAAUUCCAUUCUGAAAUAGCCCUUGGCUGUAAGAGAAAAGGAGAAAAGCCGUGUGUUCAUGAAAGAAUCUCUAACUCAAAGUAUAAGAAAGAAAUAGGAUUUAUUUUAGAGGGAAAAGGAAGCUCUACUUAAAUAAGGAAGUGAAUUAAUUAAAACCAAACAAGAUUCACAUGAGACUCUUUAUUAGAUUAUUAAUUAGGAUAUGGCCUAUUUAAUCAAACCAUUUUUGGAAUGCAUAGGCAAGCCUUCCUUUGAAAUGUUCUUAUUCGUAUUCAACAAUGAUUAAAUGGAGUAAGCCUCAAAUCAAUGCAUUCAAGGGUUAGUCUUGUUUAUUAAGUUAUGUUCUUUUUUUUCAAUUCCUCUGCAGGAUUACAUGAACACUUUAAUAAAGGCUACCAGACUUAAUUAAGGUUAGAUAUCAAAUAAACAUAUCAAUUUGAUUAAAUAAAUCUUGUAAACCGUUCCCUUAAUUGGAAAUGGACUAAGGGAGAACGGAUGGAAAAGUAUUUUGAAAAUGAUUAGCAGACUUGAUGAGAUGAGAAUGAUAUAGCAAUCCAAGGAUAAUGUUGAUGGAUAAACCAUUGCCAUUUUGCCUGAAUUAUUAUUGGAAUCAGAUCUAAUUGAUAAGAUUUUUGUGUAAUCGAAACAAUUAGACGAUGAAGCAAUUCAGGAAUUUAUUAAUGCCCUAUGUUUUAUGUCCAAACAAGAAAUAUAUCAAACUCAUCCACGUCUCUUUUGUCUGUAAAAGUUAGUGGAAGUUUGUGAUUACAAUAUGAAGAGGGUAAGUUUUGUAUGGACUAAAAUGUGGAAUAUAGUGAAGGAUCAUAUUAACGAAGUGGCAGUGAAGGAAAAGAAAGUUGCAAUGUUCACAGUAGACUCACUAAAAUAGUUAAGCAUUAAAUUUCUUUAGAAGGAUGAAUUAUAUGAUUUUUAAUUCUAAAGAGAUGUCUUAAAACCCUUUGAAACUAUAUUUUUAUAGUCUAAUUUAGAGGUCAAAGAAUUCAUACUUUCUUGUAUCAAUCACAUUGUCUUAAAUCAUAAACAUAACAUCAGAUCUGGAUGGAGAAUGAUCUUCGGUUUAAUAGCAUUAGGUUUGAAAGAGGACAAUGACAAGAUUUGUAAAAUUGCCUACCAGAUACUCUCCUAAAUCAUGGAACAUAAUCUAGAUCUAUUGUAAGAUGUGUUUAUCGAUCUCAUUCAGACACUAAAGGUUUUAGCAGGCAAGAAUCAAGAAGACAUGGCGUUGGCAUCCAUUGAUUUUACUAUCAAAUGUUUAGGAUAUCUAUCAAAACAAGCAUAGAUAACACCCAAACUCAACUGGAACGAAUUUGAAGAACCAGAAGCUACUGUUCGUAAUGCAUCCACAGCAGUUUAACUUGAAAAGAUAUGGAUUCCCCUACUUGGAGUACUCUCAGGACUAGCAGGAGAUAAGAGAAACAAAAUAUAGGCAAAGUCAAUGGAAGCCUUGUUUGAAUCCUUAUAGCAAUUCGGAUAUGCCUUUAGUGCAGAAUUUUGGAAAAUGGUCUUCAGUACUGUACUAAGACCUAUUUUUGAUGAAAUUCAGUUUACUUUCCAAUAAAAUCAUAUAGUGGCCAACGCCAACAAUGAUUGGUUUAAGGAUUCGUGUAAAAAGGGUUUCUCUUUAAUCAUCAACUUAAUGAAGCGGUACUUUUAGAAAUUAAGAGGGUUGCUAUCUGAGUUUUUAAAACUAUUUGAAAAUUGUAUUCAAAAUUAAAAUCUCAAAUUGGCUAAAUAUAGCAUUCUUUCAGUUAAGAAUAUGACACUUAAAAUUGGAAUGAUGUUUAAUGAAGAAGAAUGGGAAUAAAUUGUUUAAUUCAUUGAUAGGAUGAUUCGAUUAACCACACCUACUAAACUAUCAAGUUUUGCCAAUCAAUCCUUGACUUCAAGUAGAAUGAGGAAUAUGAUAGAAGAUUGUUUCAUUUAAUUCACUUCUUAACUUUUAAUGAUCUAAAUAAGUAUAGAGAUCUUACAACAUUUCAAUCAAAAGUUAAAUUUGCAAUAAUUAUAAACAAUUGAAAAUACAUUCCUAUAUUCCUAUUAAUUUGCUGUCCAAUUUAAUUAAUAGAUCGAUCAAAGAUAUCUAAUAUGGAAGUAAGGAGUCUUGCAAGACAUGAAGUCCUUGCCUGGUCUGCUCAAAUAGGAACGAGAAGCUUAUGGUUGCAUGAUCAUCAUCAAAAAGUAUAAGUUGAAGAACCAUAACAUUUUCGAUUUUGACUCCUUGAUUACACCAAUUGAUAUUUUUAUUAAGAAGCAUGAAAUGAUUCGAACGAACACCCAAUUCCCUGAGGAAUAGGACUAGUAGAUGCAAAAAUUAAGACUAUAAGAAAUUGAAAAAGAUACUUAAAAUUAUAGACAAUUAUUGGAUACUUAUAUAUUACCUACACUUUGCGAAUUAGAUGAUGAACAUUUAAAACAAAACAACUAAUAGUUAUUCUUAAUUUUAUUAAAGGCCUUAAGCUAUUCAAAUGACUCCAUCAUCUGUAAAGACUGUGUUCGAUGUUAAAAAUGUUUAUAAUAAGAGAAGAGCAAUUUAGAUCAACAAAUUCUUUAAUUAGUUUAAAAAUUAUAUGAUUUGAAAUGA
Molecule: messenger RNA, 4797 nt
Organism: Paramecium tetraurelia
Lineage: Eukaryota; Ciliophora; Oligohymenophorea; Peniculida; Parameciidae
Exons: 8
Biological process (GO): regulation of ARF protein signal transduction
Molecular function (GO): guanyl-nucleotide exchange factor activity
Source: RefSeq, a predicted model, not a curated record